AUGGAGUCGCCAACCUCUUACGUGAGCAAUCUUCUCGUCGAAGGCUCGACGCUCUUGACCGUGCUCACGGUGACGUUCUACGUGAUCGUCGGUCUGGCUGUGCUUGUCGUCCUCGUGGGCAUCUCCUUUUGUUGGCUCAACAAGCGGGCCGAUGCAGCGUUUGACGAGCACAACACGUACCGGGAGCUCGAAGAUGGAAUCACAUCUCCGUCAUCCAUCCCCACGGCCCCUGGGAACGGCUCCAAAGUCUCCUCCCAUCGACACCCGUCCUCACUAACUAGCAUCACGUCAGCCACGGACAAACGAUUGCAGGUCAACCCGAUCAAGAAGACGCCGUCAAAACCCCUUCCAGCGCGCGUCAAGGCGGCGGCGUCGCCGCAACCUCCCACCACCACCACCCAACUCUGA
Aphanomyces astaci is the source of this 408-nucleotide messenger RNA. RefSeq lists its product as hypothetical. Lineage: Eukaryota; Oomycota; Saprolegniomycetes; Saprolegniales; Verrucalvaceae. The transcript is spliced from 4 exons. The record is from RefSeq and is a predicted model, not a curated record. The coding region runs from base 1 to 408 and encodes 135 amino acids.